AUGGUGCAGACUGCGACCAGGGCACUCAAGAUGUACGUUCGCAAUCUAGAUCAGAAGGAUUGGGAUGAGUAUGCCCAGCGACUUACCUUCGCGAUCAAAACGGCCCACGAUCGGAUCCAAGUAGAUACCCAUCACUAUUUGUCGGAUGCACUAGAUGGAGCGAUCGAGACGCACGGCGGUGGCGUUAUCGGGUCUAGCGAUAUUACCAGCAGUCCCGGGAGCAAGUCAACGCCAGAUUGA
Phytophthora megakarya is the source of this 240-nucleotide messenger RNA. NCBI's taxonomy places the organism in Eukaryota, Oomycota, Peronosporomycetes, Peronosporales, Peronosporaceae. The record is from the annotation of a GenBank genome assembly.